Messenger RNA from Coregonus sp. 'balchen', 15855 nucleotides. NCBI's taxonomy places the organism in Eukaryota, Metazoa, Chordata, Actinopteri, Salmoniformes, Salmonidae. The record is from the annotation of a GenBank genome assembly.
AUGGUUUUGCCAUCACCAUGGAUACAGAGUGUGUUGUGGGCGUCCCAGAAGAAGUGGGAGUCCCAGACCAGAGUGGGAAAGUUGUUUGCAGGGAAUCUGUUGGUGCCAUCAGCAGUCUUCCUUACUGGCGGCUCCCACUCCACUUUUGUGGAAACAUGUCACCUCCUCAGCCUGGUGUCCAUGUUGCUGCGACAGUUCGUAAACCAACAGCGCAUCUACAUUGUGCCAGAGGUUAACUACAUGUGAACCCAGCACACGGAGGCCAUUCUGGCUACAAUUGGUGACAGUCCACUAAGCGUAUCUGGAGACGCACGGUGUGAUUCACCAGGCCAUUGUGCCUCCUUGACUCUGCUUCCCACCUGAUCCUUGCCCAGGAGACUGUGCAUGUGACUGAAGUGAAGAACAGCUACUGGUUGGAGACGGAGGGAUUAGAGAGAUGCCUGCAACACAUUGAGGUAAGCUAUAGCCUAACCUAUAUUUUGUAGCUAGCCUAAGGGUUGUUAAGUGUGUACUUGGUGGAUGUAUGAAGAGGACGUAGGUACCUUUAGGAUAAUAAUAAUAAAAUCAUUAUUACUAACAGGCCCAUUGAUGCAGUAUUAACCCUGGCCACUGACAGGCAUCCAAGUGUGAUGGUGCACUUGAGGGACUCACAUGCUGAUAUCUGGAAUGAGUAUGACCUGUGGCACAUUGCCAAAGGUUUGAGGAAACAGCUGGUGGCCAUCGGGAAGCCAGAGGUACUGUCAUAUAUUUUAUAGUAAAAUCAAAACUAUAGUGCCUUGAAAAUGUAUUCAUCCCCCUUGGCGUUUUUCCUAUUUUGUUGCAUUACAACCUGUAAUUUAAAUGGAUUUUUAUUUGGAUUUCAUGUAAUGGACAUACACAAAAUAGUCCAAAUUGGUGAAGUGAAAUGAAAAAAAAUAACUUGUUUCAAAAUAUUCUAAAAAAUAUAUAACGGAAAAGUGGUACGUGCAUACAGUAUGUAUUCACCCCCUUUGCUAUGAAGCCCCUAAAUAAGAUCUGGUGCAACCAAUUAACUUCAGAAGUCACAUAAUUAGUUAAAUAAAGUCCACCUGUGUGCAAUCUAAGUGUCACAUGAUCUGUCACAUGAUCUCAGUAUAUAUACAGUGGGGGGAAAAAGUAUUUAGUCAGCCACCAAUUGUGCAAGUUCUCCCACUCAAAAAGAUGAGAGAGGCCUGUAAUUUUCAUCAUAGGAAAAUCACAUUGUAGGAUUUUUUAUUAAUUUAUUUGCAAAUUAUGGUGGAAAAUAAGUAUUUGGUCAAUAACAAAAGUUUCUCAAUACUUUGUUAUAUACCCUUUGUUGGCAAUGAUACAGGUCAAACGAUUUCUGUAAGUCUUCACAAGGUUUUCACACACUGUUGCUGGUAUUUUGGCCCAUUCCUCCAUGCAGAUCUCCUCUAGAGCAGUGAUGUUUUGGGGCUGUCGCUGGGCAACACAGACUUUCAACUCCUUCCAAAGAUUUUCUAUGGGGUUGAGAUCUGGAGACUGGCUAGGCCACUCCAGGACCUUGAAAUGCUUCUUACGAAGCCACUCCUUCAUUGCCCGGGCGGUGUGUUUGGGAUCAUUGUUAUGCUGAAAGACCCAGCCACGUUUCAUCUUCAAUGCCCUUGCUGAUGGAAGGAGGUUUUCACUCAAAAUCUCACGAUACAUGGCCCCAUUCAUUCUUUCCUUUACACGGAUCAGUCGUCCUGGUCCCUUUGCAGAAUAACAGCCCCAAAGCAUGAUGUUUCCACCCCCAUGCUUCACAGUAGGUGUGGUGUUCUUUGGAUGCAACUCAGCAUUCUUUGUCCUCCAAACACGACGAGUUGAGUUUGUACCAAAAAGUUAUAUUUUGGUUUCAUCUGACCAUAUGACAUUCUCCCAAUCCUCUUCUGGAUCAUCCAAAUGCACUCUAGCAAACUUCAGACGGGCCUGGACAUGUACUGGCUUAAGCAGAGGGACACGUCUGGCACUGUAGGAUUUGAGUCCCUGGCGGCGUAGUGUGUUACUGAUGGUAGGCUUUGUUACUUUGGUCCCAGCUCUCUGCAGGUCAUUCACUAGGUCCCCCCGUGUGGUUGUGGGAUAUUUGCUCACCGUUCUUGUGAACAUUUUGACCCCACGGGGUGAGAUCUUGCGUGGAGCCCCAGAUCGAGGGAGAUUAUCAGUGGUCUUGCAUGUCUUCCAUUUCCUAAUAAUUGCUCCCACAGUUGAUUUCUUCAAACCAAGCUGCUUACCUAUUGCAGAUUCAGUGUUCCCAGCCUGGUGCAGGUCUACAAUUUUGUUUCUGGUGUCCUUUGACAGCUCUUUGGUCUUGGCCAUAGUGGAGUUUGGAGUGUGACUGUUUGAGGUUGUGGACAGGUGUCUUUUAUACUGAUAACAAGUUCAAACAGGUGCCAUUAAUACAGGUAACGAGUGGAGGACAGAGGAGCCUCUUAAAGAAGAAGUUACAGGUCUGUGAGAGCCAGAAAUCUUGCUUGUUUGUAGGUGACCAAAUACUUAUUUUCCACCACAAUUUGCAAAUAAAUUCAUAAAAAAUCCUACAAUGUGAUUUUCUGGAUUUUUUUUUCUCAAUUUGUCUGUCAUAGUGGACGUGUACCUAUGAUGAAAAUUACAGGCCUCUCUCAUAUUUUUAAGUGGGAGAACUUGCACAAUUGGUGGCUGACUAAAUACUUUUUACCCCCACUGUACACCUGUUCUGAAAUGCCUCAGAGGCUGCAACACCACUAAGCAAGGGGCACCACCAAGCAAGCCGCACCAUGAAGACCAAGGAUCUCUCCAAACAGGUCAGGGACAAAGUUGUGGAGAAGUACAGAUCAGGGUUGGGUUAUAAAAAAAUAUCUGAAACUUGAACAUCCCACGGAGCACCAUUAAAUCCAUUAUUAAAAAAUGGAAAGAAUAUGGCACCACAACAAACCUGCCAAGAGAGGGCUGCCCACCAAAACUCAUGGACCAGGCAAGGAGGGCAUUAAUCAGAGAGGCAACAAAGAGACCAAAGAUAACCCUGAAGGAGCUGCAAAGCUCCACAGCGGAGAUUGGAGUAUCUGUCCAUAGGACCACUUUAAGCCGUACACACCACAGAGCUUGGCUUUACGGAAGAGUGGCCAGAAAAAAGCCAUUGCUUAAAGAAAGAAUUAAGCAAACACGUUUGGUGUUCACCAAAAGGCAUGUGGGAGACUCCCCAAACAUAUGGAAGAAGGUACUCUGGUCAGAUGAGACUAAAAUGGAGCUUUUUGGCCAUCAAGGAAAACGCUAUGUCUGGCGCAAACCCAACACCUCUCAUCACCCCGAGAACACCAUCCCAAUGUUUUUCAUCGGCAGGGACUGGGAAACUGGUCAGAAUUGAAGGAAUGAUGGAUGGCGCUAAAUACAAGGAAAUUCUUGAGGGAAACCUGUUUCAUUCUUCCAGAGAUUUGUGACUGGGACGGAGGUUCACCUUCCAGCAGGACAAUGACCCUAAGCAUACUGCUAAAGCAACACUUGAGUGGUUUAAGGGGAAACAUUAAAAUUUCUUGGAAUGGCCUAGUCAAAGCCCAGACCUCAAUCCUAUUGAGAAUCUGUGGUAUGACUUAAAGAUUGCUGUACACCAGCGGAACCCAUCCAACUUGAAGGAGCUGGAGCAGUUUUGCCUUGAAGAAUGGGCAAAAAUCCCAGUGGCUAGAUGUGCCAAGCUUAAAGAGACAUACCCCAAGAGACUUAAUAAUAAUUUACCAUUUAGCAGACGCUUUUAUCCAAAGCAACUUACAGUCAUGUGUGCAUACAUUUUUACGUAUGGGUGGUCCCGGGGAUCAAACCCACUACCCUGGCAUUACAAGUGCCAUGCUCUACCAUUUGAGCUACAGAGGACCACAGACUUGCUGACAGCUGUAAUUGCUGCAAAAGGCGUCUCUACAAAGUAUUGACUUUGGGAGGGGGUAGGCAUGUUGUGUAAAUCAAAAAAUACAAACCCCCCAAAAAUCCAUUUUAAUUCCAGGUUUUAAGGCAACAAAAUAGGAAAAGUGCCAAGGGGGGUGAAUACUUUCGCAAGCCACUGUAUAUGAUUAUGAUGAUUCAGUGACUCAGGGUCUCAUUUAUUCCCUGUCUCAGAUACUGCCAUGGGUGAGGGCAUUAACGCACCACUUGUGGUACUGUGCCGCCACUGCUGGUGGGAGUGUCCAGGUGCUUAAACAAAAGUGGAUCACCGCAGUUCACCACAUCACAAAUGAACACCAGUGGGUCACUGGAGACACACGCAACUGCUGUGAGCACCGCCCCCCUACACACAUGAAGAAGAGGGAACACGACCCUGGAUGAACACAUCGUCGGCAGCUUUCGAGCCGGUAAGGAAAAUUGUCCUCAACCCGAGAUUGUUGAAGGAUCUCGAGAAGGGAAAAAAAAAACGUAUAAACUAUUUCUGUACAUAUACUGCAACAUUUUGAAUAAAUUAAUAAGCACAUUUUUCCUAUGUGAAUAACUACAACUGAUUGAUUUAAUAAAAUCAGUAACAGUAUAAUUAUAGUUGCCUACUUAUUAAUCUCUAGUAACAUUAAUUAGAUAUCUUCUUUUGUAGGUGACGAAGUGUGUUCAGACAGGUGAACUCGAGAGUGUACACGCCCUGUACACUAAAUAUGUGCCCAAGAGGAACAAGUUCGGCCAGCAGGGGAUGGUUGCAAGACUCCAAAUGGCUGCCUUGGACCACAAUUAUUCUGUGGACAGACAGCAGGCUACAACAAAGGAGGGGCUACAACAAAGGAGGGAGUGCUCCGUUUCAAGCAAGAGUUUUCCAAGGCUGCCAGGUCGUUUGUGGUGAAACCCAUCAAGGAGAAGACAUGGUGUUUCCGAUCUGAGCUCCUACAUGGCAUUGUUGACCGCUGUGCCAAUGGUAAGUGUAUUAUAUUAUGUCGAUAAUAUAAUGAUGUAGACAUAUAGAGAGAAAUUACCUAAAAUGAUUUGUGUAACUUAUAUCUGGCUCUAGGACCAUCCCAGCGGACUCUCCAGAGUGCCCAAAGAGAGAGAGUGGCGGUCACUUUGGGGGAGCGGGCUGGUGUUACGAAAAUGGAGAAGGAGCAGGCCAUUCAACAGCGAAUUCAAAGAUACACCCAUCCAUGAAGGUAAUUGGAGUGGAAUUGUUUUUUGACUAAUUUUUAUACCCGUUUCAACGAACGUGCUAACUUGUUCCAGAACUGCUGUUUCGACUCUCUCUCUCCCUCUCCGCCGGACCUGUUGUCUCGACCUAUGAAUGCUCAGCUAUAAAAAGCCAACUGACAUUUGCUACUGAGGUGUUGAACUGUUGCACAAUCUAUAACCACUGUGGUUGUUAUUUUGAUGUAAAAAGGGCUUUGUAAAAUACAUUUGAUUGAUUGAUUGAUUGUUUGCUGUGCUGCAUGCUGUGUAUUCACUAACUGUCUGAGUGAUGUGCCAUUUUUAUAGUAGCUGUAACAUAUUUUGGUGUGUAUUUAAACUGCAACGUAACUUCUUAAAGUGGCAAUAUAUCACAUAAUUUUCCUUCCUCAUGAUGCCAUCUAUUUUGUGAAGUGCACCAGUCCCUCCUGCAGCAAAGCACCCCCACAGCAUGAUGCUGCCACCCCGUGCUUCACGGUUGGGAUGGUGUUCUUCGGCUUGCAAGCAACUCCCUUUUUCCUCCAAACAUAACAAUGGCCAUUAUGGCCAAACAGUUCUAUUUUUGUUUUGUGGUAUCGAAAUAACGAUGCUAAUUAUGCUGUGAUGACAAGAAAUCCGCUGACACUGUCCUUGAUUAUAAUAGUUUAUUACAUCAAAGAUUUCAGCGUCAAUUUACAGACUCCUGCAGACAUCUGGAGAACAACUGACCCAAUAUCUAAUAUGUUGUACCUCCUCGUCCUUUGUUCCAACCAUGGUAUUUAUGAUCUGUAACAUGAUAUGGGUGGUUUUCCCAUAAACCAAUCCCAGGCCUCCACAUAACAGACUUCCUCUAACACACCAUUUGCAAACGUCAGCAAAGUCUCGAAAACAAAAAGAAUAGGAUUAUGACAAAUAACAAUUUAUCUUAUUGAGUAACUUUAGCAAUAAACCAAAAUGUAUGGAGAGUAAACACAUUUUUCUAUGGAGUGUAAAUACAUUUCUAUGAAAUAUGAACAAAUCUUUAUGGAGUGUGAGAGCGAAAAACCUGUCUGGCAGCUUUCUUUCCAAAUAUCCGUCAAUCAGUCAAGACAGUAAAAUUCUCUCACGGCCCCUCUGCCCCAGGCGACCACCUAAGUACUCCAGAUCAAUUCAUAAAUCUUUAGCAAUGCAUUUUAAACUAUGAUGCAAUUGAAUACACAUGAAAGCCUCAGAAAACAAAAUACAAUCAAAAAUGUCCACAUUCACCCAUAAACAUACCCCAGACGGGACAGAUCCCAUCAUCGACGUUUCAUUGAAAGUCGACACUGCUGAGGAGAUGCAGUGUAGUGGACUACAUUCCAGUGUCUGCAAUGAUAUAUAGACAUAUUUGCAUGUGUAAUACAUAAUUUGUGUCAUAUCCUUUCUGUAUUCAUUUUUGAUUGUAUUUUGUUUUCUGAGGCUUUCAUGUGUAUUCAACUGCAUCAUAGUUUAAAAUGCAUUGAUAAAGAUAUAUGAAUUGAUCUGGAGUACUUAGGUGGUCGCCUGGGGCAGAGGGGCCGUGAGAGAAUUUUACUGUCUUGAUUGAUUGAUGGAUAUUUGGAAAGAAAGCUGCCAGACAGGUUUUUCGCUCUCACACUCCAUAAAGAUUUGUUCAUAUUUCAUAGAAAUUUAUUUACACUCCAUAGAAAAAUGUGUUUACUCUCCAUACAUUUAGGUUUAUUGCUAAAGUUACUCAAUAAGAGAAAUUGUUAUUUGUCAUAAUCCUAUUCUUUUUGUUUUCGAGACUUAAUUAGUCUCGAAGGGGGGAAAUAUGUAGUGUCUAAACAGUUUAUGACUUUGCUGACGUUUGCAAAUGGUGUGUUAGAGGAAGUUGACUCAGCUUGCGGAAGCAUCUGGAAAGCAUUACUAUAGGGGCCCCCUAAAACAGAGGAAGUCUGUUAUGUGAAGGCCUGGGAUUGGUUUAUGGGAGAACCACCCAUAUCAUGUUACAUAUUAUAAAUACCAUGGUUGGAACAAAGGGCGAGGAGGAACAACAUAUUAGAGAUUGGGUCAGUUGUUCUCCAGAUGUCUGCAGGAGUCUGUAAAUUGAUGCUGAAAUCUUUGAUGUAAUAAACUAUUAUAAUCAAGGACAGUGUCAGCGGAUUUCUUGUCAUCACAGCAUAAUUAGCAUCAUUAUUUAGAUACCACAGUUUCAUCAGAUCAGAGGACAUUUCUCCAAAAAGUAUGAUCUUUGUUGCAAACCGUAUCUUCACAAGGUCCUUUGCUGUUGUUCUGGGAUUGAUUUGCACUUUUCGCACCAAAGUACGUUCAUCUCUAGGAGACAGAAUGCGUCUCCUUCCUGAGCUGUAUGACGGCUGCGUGGUCCCAUGGUGUUUAUACUUGCAUACUAUUGUUUGUACAGAUGAACGUGGUACCUUCAGGCGUUUGUAAAUUGCUCACAAGGAUGAACCAGACUUGUGGAAGUCUACAAUUUCUUUUCUGAGGUCUUGGCUGAUUUCUUUUGAUUUUCCCAUGAUGUCAAGCAAAGAGGCACUGAGUUUGAAGGUAGGCCUUGAAAUACAUCCACAGGUACACCUCCAAUUGACUCAAAUGAUAUCAAUUAGCCUAUCAGAAGCUUCUAAAGCCAUGACAUCAUUUUCUGGAAUUUUCCAAGCUGUUUAAAGGCACAGUCAACUUAGUGUAUGUAAACUUCUGUCCCACUGGAAUUGUGAUACAGUGAAUUAUAAGUGAAAUCAUCUGUCUGUAAACAAUUGAGUACUUUUCCCACCACUGCAUGUUCCCAGUUCGCUUUGGAUAAAGACGUCUGCUAAGUGUCAUAUAUUAUACAAUUCUCCUUUGCCUCUGCCAACUAGCUGUCCAGUGUAGUUACCAUUCCUUUCCAAUAGUUGGCAGCCAAAGCUAGUUGAAGCCACUACUCUAGCAACAGGGACUUGGUGUUAUUGCACGUUGAAAGUAGUUUUUUCUUCAAAGCAAGUUUAUCUGGUUACACUUGAACCUGUUGUUAUAGUGGACAAGCUAACUAAUGCUAUUUUUACAUAAGGCACAGGUAUUAGGCCUAUGUCUUGAAAAAAAAUUCAACAUGCUAGAUUUACUAAAUUAACUAGUUUUAUUCAAACUCAAACCCUAUGUAAAUGCCACUUGCUUCUGGUUUUGCGUGCCUUAUGGAAGAAAUGACACAUGCAGGGAUGACACGCCGUACACCUCUUCCAAUUCUCCCUUGUGGCCAUAGGGUGAACUGUCGAUAAGCUGCCAGCCUGUACGGUCUGCUAACAAAAUCAUAAGAAAAGUUUGUCUGAUACCGAAACUAAAUCACAAUGCAUUUAUAAUGAGCAUGAUGUUUAAAGUUAGUAUGAUACUUCAUUAAUCAUGAUGCCAUCUGCGAUUUGAACUCCGGUAGUCUAAUCAAAAGCUGAGUGUGUUACCAUCGCGCCAAAGAGAGCUUAUGAUAAGAUCUUUAUAGGUUACUGAUUAUAUUUUUACAUUUACAUUUUAGUCAUUUAGCAGACGCUCUUAUCCAGAGCGACUUACAGGAGCAAUUAGGGUUAAGUGCCUUGCUUAAGGGCACAGCGACAGAUUUUUCACCUAGUCAGCUCUGGGAUUAGAACCAGCGACCUUUCGGUUACUGGCACAACGCUCUUACCCACUAAGCUACCUGCCGCCCCAUGUAUUGAGCACCUACUCACUACUGAUGUUAACUUUAAACAAUUUAUAAUCAAGCAAAAUUUCAGCAAUUAUUUAACUGGCAUACCGGCUGCUGAUUGGUCGAGUAACCUCUUCUGCCAGGAAGUCCUUCAUAAGGAUUAGUGACACGUCCAAUACAUCGCCAUCCAGACAGACUGGAACCUCUUAAUGGAUGUAAUACAGCCACCAUCCACUGGGAUUUUGUGCUGUAUCACCACCAUUUAUUUUUUUAUUUUUAGUCAUUUAGCAGACGCUCUUAUCCAGAGCGACUUACAGUUAGUGAGUGCAUACAUUAUUAUUAAUUUUUUUAUACUGCCCCCCCCGUGGGAAUCAAACCCACAACCCUGGCGUUGCAAACACCAUGCUCUACCAACUGAGCUACAUCCCUGCCGGCCAUUCCCUCCCCUAUCCUGGACAAAUUGUGCGCCGCCCCAUGGGUCUCCCGGUCACGGCCGGCUACGACAGAGCCUGGAUUCGAACCAGGAUCUCUAGUGGCACAGCUAGCACUGCGAUGCAGUGCCUUAGACCACUGCGCCACUUGGGAGAAAUGGAAUGAUGAUAUAUGGAGCGGCAGUGGCUAGUGAGCCGGUGACGACGAACGCCGAAGCCUGCCCGAACAAGGCACACACUCAUACUCUCUAGCCAUUAUCUGCCAGCAUCCGCACUCACACCAGUUUGUGUCACCGCAAAACCGACCCUCUAGCUGAGGUGUAUCUGUGUUGUUACUACUACUGUCAUGACUUCCACCGAGGCUGCCUGCCCUCCUUGUUCGGAAAGGCUUCGGCGUUCGUCAUCACCGGCUUACUAGCCACUGCCGCUCCAUAUAUCAUCAUUCCAUUUGUCUUGUUUUGUUAAUUACACACACCUGGUUCUUAUCCCCUCAUUAGUCUGUGUAUAAGUGUUCCCUCUGCUCCCCUUGUCCUUGUGGGUGAUUGUUUAUUCGUGAGAGUAGUGGAGCUCGGUGGAGCUACUCGUACCUUGUUAUUGCCGGGGUAGAUAUUUCCCCUGUGCCUGUUUUGUUUGUCGUUAUCCAGCGCUAUUUGUGUACUACGGAAUAAACUCUCCAUUCGGUGAUAACCCUCCUGCGCCUGACUCCUUCUAUCACACUCAUCACAGAAUCAACCACCCGCUAUGGAGUCAGCGGGAGAAGAGCGCAUGCCUGGAGUUGUGGCACGGAUCCAGGAGCAUUCCACGAUGCUGACCAGCUUGGGGGAAGCGAUGGAUCGGGUUCUUCAGGUCGUCCAACGCCUGGAGAGAAGAGGACCCGAUCUGUAGAGACCAGCUGGCCAACCGGAUCCAGCCACCUACACCCCAGCACCAGGAGGGAUCGAGAUAUUCCGACGGGACGGCGGCGCUCUGCCAAGGAUUCCUCCUCCAACUGGAGCUUUACUUCUCCAGCAUCAGGCCGGCGCCAUCGGAGCGGGAGAAGGUGUCCGUCCUUGUUUCCUGCCUCUCUGGGAAAGCCCUGGAGUGGGCUAACGCGGUUUGGAACGAAGAAGGAGCCGCGUUGGAGGACUACGGGGAAUUCACUCGCCUCUUUCGGGCGACUUCAAUCACCCGCCCGAGGGUCGAGAGGCGGGCGAGCGGCUGGUCCACCUGAGGCAGGGGUCGAGGACCGCGCAGGACUUCUCGUUGGAGUUUCGGACUCUGGCAGCGGGGUCCGGGUGGAACGAGCGGGCCCUGAUCGACCAUUUCCCUGUGCCAUCUGCGGGAGGACGUCCGACGGGAGCUAGCCUGCCGGGACACCAUGUUGUCUUUCACGAAACUAGUGGAUAUGGCCAUCCGUUUGGACAACCUGCUGGCAGCCAGAGGACGUCCUGGUAGGGGUCUGCCCAUUUCCACCCCGGACGACUCGGAUCCCGAGCUGAUGGAGCUGGGUGGAGCCGCCAUCCGAGAGAGCGGAGGACGACAGCAACAGUGCCACUCUGGUGACCACACGUUGCAGUCAACGCUCUUUUGGGACUGGAGGCGGCAGGCAGGGCACUCUCGCAUCACCCCAGGUAUCGAACACCCACACUCGUUCAGAGCCCUCUGCUGCGCACUGUACCCUACCUAUCCACUUUCCCGAUCACAUGGUAGUUCCCCAGUGUAAGGCACUAAUCGAUUCAGGCGCAGCUGGGAACUUUAUGGACAGGGCAUUCUCACGCCGUCAAGGCAUUUCAUUGAUUUCCCUAUCCAUUCCACUCUCCAUCAGAGCACUUGAUAGUUGACCAAUAGGGUUUGUAAAGGAAGUCACUGUACCAGUCUCUAUGAUCACCCAGGAGACUCAUUGUGAGCAGGUUACUUUUUCGAUUAUUGAGUCUCCUGCUUUCCCUGUGGUAUUAGGUAUCCCUUGGCUAGCACUCCACAACCCCACCUUCUCAUGGCCGCAGAGGGUUCUCAUGGGGUGGUCGCGAGAAUGUCAGGGUAGGUGUCUAGGUGUUUCCGUUGGUGCUACCACGGUGGAAAGUCCAGACGGUACCUCCACCGUGCGCAUACCCCCCGAAUAUCAUGAUCUGGCGCACGCUUUUUCUAAGACACAGGCGACAGAAUUACCACCUCAUCGGGUGGGGGUUGCGCGAUAAACCUUCGGGUAGACGCUGUACCUCCCAGGAGUCAUGUGUACCCCCUGUCGCAGGCUGAAACGAAGGCUAUGGAAACAUACGUCACCGAGUCCCUGGGCCAGGGUUAUAUACGUCCCUCCACUUCACCCGCCUCCUAGAGUUUCAUCUUUGUGAAGAAAGACGGCGGUCUGCGCCCGUGCAUUGAUUAUCGAUCACUGAACUAGGAGACUAUAAGAUUUUGUUAUCCUCUCCCCCUUAUUCCUUCAGUGAUUGAGUCAGUACAUGGGGAGCGCUUCUUCACCAAAUUAGAUCUCAGGAGUGCAUACAACCUGGUGCGUGUUCGGGAGGGGGAUGAGUGGAAGACAGCAUUCAGCACAACCACGGGGCAUUAUGAAUACCUGGUGAUGCCCUACGGUUUGAUGAAUGCUCCAUCCGUCUUCCAGUCCUUUGUGAACAAGGUGUUUCGGGACAUGCUUGGUCGCGGUGUGGGGGUCUGCAUUUAUGACAUUUUUGUGUAUUCUGCUAGGCGCGCCGAGCAUGUGUCCCUGGUUCACAAAGUGCUGGGCCGACUGUUGGAAAAUGCCCUUUAUGCCAAGGCAGAGAAUGUUGUGGAAAAUAAUCACUAUACUUUAUUACAAAUCAAAAUACUUCCAGAGUUUUUGUAAAAUUAAGAAUGACUUUUUUAUAAUUUCAACAAAGUCGAUGCCGGUCUGCAGAGUAGCAUCUCCUCUCCCUCUCUCCCUCCAUCUUGUAUAGUGCCCUCCACACACCCUAGCUUUAAAAUCCCUCCCUCCUCAGUUUCCCGAUCUUUUAUUGCUCCACCCACUCCCUUUGUCUAUGGUGGCGGCUACAUUCGACUUUCAUUCAGUUCAGAAUCAAUAGUAAUACACUCAAUCAAUCCCUUAUCUUGCAAAAACACUCAUGUUUAGUUUAAACUCUGUUCAACCCUGGCGCCGCUCUUUAUCACUUUGUGUGAAGAGAGAGACAAAAGGCCACAGGCUAGUUUCAGUCCCUGAUAAGAUAGGACAGCCAUGGAUUUAAGUAAAAGCGAGCAAAUUGACCCUAGGUAAGAUUCCCUUUUUUACCCACACACACAGUGAAAUGACCCAAUUCAGUUAGCCACAAAGAAUGUUAACUAUAUGUUCAUGAUUAACUCAGUUUUAUCUCAUAGUCCACUAAACAAUUUCCAACAAAACGUGUAUGUUUUUCCAGCAGUCCGUCUCCUUCCUCAGAUACCGCAUUACCACCUCAGGUGUGGAGAUGGAGGGAGAUCGCAUUUCAGCCGUGCGUAAUUGGCCGACUCCAACCACGGUUAAGGAGGUGCAGCGCUUCCUUGGCUUCGCCAACUACAAUCUGAGGUUUAUCCGGGGCUUUGGCAAGGUCACAUCUGCCAUUACAUCCCUGGCCGUCAGCAAACUGCGGGGUCUGUUCACCUCUGGCCCACCCUGAUCCAUCACUACCGUUCAUAGUGGAGGUGGAUGCGUCCGAGGUAGGGAUAGGCGCUGUCCUGUCUCAACGCUCGGGCACGCCACCCAAGCUACUCCCCUGUGCCUUCUUCUCAAAGAAGCUCAGCCCGGCGGAGCGGAACUACAACGUUGGUGAUCGGGAGCUGUUGGCUGUUGUCCGAGCUUUGACCGUGUGGAGGCAUUGGCUCGAAGGGGCAAAACACCCUUUCCUUGUCUGGACGGACAACCAUAACCUGGAGUACAUCCGGGCAGCGAGGAGGCUGAAACCUUGCCAGGCCAGGUGGGCCAUAUUCUUCACCCGGUUUGAUUUUACACUGUCAUACAUUCCGGGUACGAAGAACGUGAAGGCAGACGCAACGUCCCGGCUGUAUGACACAGAGGAGAGGCCCAGAGACAACACCCCCAUACUCCCGGCCUCCUGCAUUGUGUGCGCUGGUAGUAUGGGCGAUGGACGCGGAUAUAGAGCAGGCUUACGCACAGAUCCAUCUCCACCUCAGUGUCCAGCUGGGCUGCGGUACAUGCCUGCUCUUAUCCGUGCUCGUCUGAUCUACUGGGCACACACGUCACCCUCCUCUGGUCACCCAGGUAUCGGUCGUACAGUGCACUGCCUGACCGGAAAGUACUGGUGGCCUACCUUGGCUAAGGACGUGAGAAUGUAUGUCUCCUCCUGCUCAGUGUGCGCCCAGAGUAAGGCACCUAGGCACCUCCCAGCAGGUAAGUUACAACCUUUACCAGUUCCACAACGACCAUGGUCUCACCUAAGUGUUGAUUUUUUUGACAGAUUUUCCCCUCUCCCAAGGUAACACCACCAUCCUGGUCGUUGUGGACCGCCUUUCCAAGUCCUGCCGCCUACUUCCUCUGCCCGAUCUCCCCACGGCCCUGCAAACUGCAAUGGCCCUCUUUACUCACGUCUUCCGGCACUACGGGGUACCAGAGGAUAUAGUGUCCGACCGAGGUCCCCAGUUCACGUCCAAGGUCUGAAAGGCGUUCAUGGAACGUCUGGGGGUCUCGGUCAGCCUGACCUCUGGGUUCCACCCUGAGUCAAAUGGGCAGGUGGAACAGGUAAAUCAGGAUGUGGGUAGGUUCCUGCAGUCCUACUGCCAGGACCGGCCGGGGGAGUGGUCGGUGUUCUUGCCAUGGGCAGAAUAUGACCAGAACUCUCUCCGCCUCUCCUCCACUAACCUUACGCCAUUCAAAUGUGUUUUAGAUUACCAACCGGUUCUGGCACCGUGGCACCAGAGCCAGACCGAGGCUCCUGUGGUGGGUGACUGGUUUCGGCGCGCAGAGGAGAUGUGGGACGCUGCCCACGUUCACCUCCAGCGCGCUGUGCGUCGUCAGAAGGCCAACACUGACCGCCACCGCAGUGAGGCCCCGGUCUUCGUACCGGGGGAUCGGGUCUGGCUCUCGACCCGGAAUCUGCCCCUCUGCCUGCCCUGCCGGAAGCUGAGCCCGGUUUGUGGGGCCGUUCAAAGUCCUGAGGAGAAUCAACGAGGUCACUUAUAGGUUAUUACUUCCCCCUGAUUAUCGUACUAACCCCUCGUUUCGUGUGUCUCUCCUCAGGCCGGUGGUGGUUGGUCCUCUCCAGGUGUCUGAGGUGCGGGAGGUUCCUCCACCUCCUCUGGACAUCGAGGGGGCCCCGGCGUACUCUGUCCGUUCCAUCCUGGAUUUGAGGCGCCUUCAGUACCUCGUGGAAUGGGAGGGGUACGGUCCAGAGGAACGGUGCUGGGUCCCGGUGAGGUAAAUCCUCGAUCCCUCCCUGUUGUGGGAUUUCCACCGUCGCCAUCCGGCUCGCCCUGCUACGCAUCCUCCUGGCCGUACCCUAGGCCAGGGUCGGCGCGCUGCUGGAGCUUCGCAUCAAGGGGGGGGGGUGUACUGUCACGUCUUCCGCCGAGGCUGCCUCCCCUCCUUGUUCGGGCAUGCUUCGGCGUUCGUCGUCACCGGCUUACUAGCCACUGCCCUCCAUAUAUCAUCAUUCCAUUUGUAUUUUUAAUUACACACACCUGGUUCUUAUCCCCUCAUUAGUCCGUGUAUAAGUGUUCCAUCUGCCCCCCUUGUCCUUGUGGGUGAUUGUUUAUUCUUGAGAGUAGUGUAGCUUGGUGGAGCAACUCGUACCUUGUUAUUGCCGGGGUAGAUAUUUCCGUUGUGCCUGUUUCGUUUUUCGCUAUCCAGCGCUAUUUGUGUACGACAGAAUAAACUCUGCAUUCGGUGAUAACCUCCUGCGCCUGACUCCUUCUAUCACACUCAUCACAGCUACGAGAACUAACUAUUUUAUCUGGGGCAACAAUCGGCUCAAACAUGAACGGCUUCAGUAGGCUUAUUGGCUCCCUAACUAACGUUAUUUCAUUCUCUGUUAUAAACUCAUUCUCAGACUCGGAGCUACUCCCGUUAAAUUCAGCCAUUUUUGGGAUUUCCAAAUUUUUCUCUCCUGCCAGUGACCCAAAAAUGCCAAAAUGGCGAUUUACAGUUACAGUUAGCUGGCAUUCUAAAUCCUAGUGUUUCCAUUCCCCUUUAAUUCUAGGCAUCAUGCCCCUGUGUAAGCCAUGCUUUUGGAGGAGUGUGGAAAAAGCUACAUGGGUCAAAGUCAGGACAAGCAUUUACUGAGAGUAGUUGUGAUUUCAUUGGGUUGGAUUUUUCUUAAAAUUCAUGGUGCGAUAGAUAAACGCCCAUGCACAGGUUGGCUGUGUCUGUGUUUCUGAAAAUACAGUGAAUCAUUUUCAUUUGUCAAAUCUGACAGAAUGGGGUUACCCCUAAAACCAUGGCACCAAAUGGAGAUCAAAUUUAAAGAGAUUCAUUUGGCAAGGCUCUGGAGCAAUAACUGAAACCAGAUUAAGCAAUCCCAAAUUACUGAAACAUGAGCCUAAUACUGUCUGUUGGCACAGUGUGUGGGAAUGCAGCUGGAGAUUUGUCAUAUUCAUGUUCCAGCCCAGAGCAUGUUCUAGGUGGCUGGUGUGUCCGUGCUGGUGUCUGGGCUCUUUUUACUGCUCCGCUGGAGUGUGAAGCUGGCAGCAGUGCAGCCGUCCAGAGCUGAGGUGACCUUCCGUUUCCCCCUGACUCCUGACUCACAGCCCAGCUAUCAGCUCUCUCCCAACAGGUCCAUUGCCUGCGGUGCCUGCUGA